This is a messenger RNA of Dunckerocampus dactyliophorus (ringed pipefish), 2910 nucleotides long. RefSeq names its product cilia and flagella associated protein 58 (gene cfap58). Gene Ontology annotation, cellular component: cytoskeleton. The record is from RefSeq and is a predicted model, not a curated record. The coding region runs from base 105 to 2663 and encodes 852 amino acids. The transcript has 18 exons. Lineage: Eukaryota; Metazoa; Chordata; Actinopteri; Syngnathiformes; Syngnathidae.
CUAGCAACCAAUGUAGCCCGUUGCCAAAACUACCGCCGUCCGACAUUCACGAGUUUAUGUCAGGUUUUUGAUCCACUGCGGAAAAAAAGUAAAAGCAGGGAAAUAUGGCUGAGUCACUGGAAGAGUUCCAAAUGGUCCUCAGUGAGCUGACUGAGGAACAGGAGGACCCAAACAUGGACAAGAUUCGUGAAGAGUACGAGAAGCUCCUCAAUGCGCUGACCAAGUCCUACGCCAAUGAGAAAAGGCUCAUGACGAAAUGUAAGGAACUCAGUGCAGAGAUGGCCUCAGCCUCAACUAAAUUCGAAGCGGCCCUAAAGAUGUCUCAUGACGAUGAGUCAACUAUUACGUCUCUUAAAACGGAAGUAGAAAAAGCUUGGAAAAUGGUGGACGCUGCUUACGUUAAGGAGCAGGCCCAAAUGGAGACUAUCAAGAAUCUACAAGAAGAGGUUGCCAGUCUAACACAACUAGCAGAACAACAAAGUUUGGCCUCUGCCAACCAAGAUCAGAGUGAUUUGCUAAAAAUGAUUGAAGAACUGACCAACGAGCGUGAUCGCCUGCUGACAACGGUCGAGAGUCUAAGAGAACAGUUGAGCAUUGCCACUUCCAGCAAGAACAAGGCUGAGACUCAAAGGGAGGAUGCCUUAAACAACAUUUCAAAGCUUCAACAUGAGAUCCAGCUGCAGCAGAACGACAUUUCCCGUGAACAGAGGUUAAAGGAAAAACUGGAGAAGGAGUUGAAUGAGCUCCGCAUCGACGUGGAAACCAAGAUCAGAGAGAUCCAGACUCUGAAAAAGGACGCCCAAAAAUUCAAAGACGAGCAGCAGAGAUCAGUGCAACAACUGAAAUCAAUGAAGACUGCCAUCGAGAAAGUCACCAAAGACCUGGAUCAGUUGCAAAAUAAAACCAACAAGCUGCAGCGUGACCGUGAUCAACUUGUAUCGGUCAGAGAGCGCCUGUUUUUGGAAAAUCAGAAGAACCUGUGUGAACUUAAGUUGCAAGAAGACGUGGUGAAUCAGAUGCGGCAAGAGAUUACCAAGGAAAGAAAGAUGAAAGAGGCCAUCCAGAAGAAGUUUCGCGUCCUGGAGGACCAGAAAGCCGAUGUGGAAGUGCAGAGAGAAAUUCUGAAAACUCGUAUUGCUGGUCUGGAGAAAGAGUUUGAGGGUUCCCAAAAGCAAGUGGAAGCUGACAAAAAAGCCAUUGUAGAGCUGAGCAGAGAGCGAGAGCUUUUGAAUAAGAGUGUGGCCAAAGCUGUCGAAGAGACGGAGGAACAGCAGUGCCUCGUGAUGGAGCUUGAGAACGACAAGAAAGUGUUACAACAAGAGAUUGUCGGCUACCUCCAGGAGGCCCAGAAGCAGCGCAAGAUCAUCCAGCAUCUGGAGAAAGAACGUGACCGCCACAUUAACGACACUAACACCCUUUUGAAAGAGGUGCAACAAAAAAUGAACGAAAUAGAAACCAGCGAGAUGGCGAUACAUAACUGGAAGAAGAGAGUCGCUGAAGAAGAGGUCAAGCUCAAAAGGAAAGAGGACCUCCUGGAGUCUGUGAUAUUGGAGAGGAACCAAUAUAGCAAAACCCUCGUUGAGGCUCAGGACAGCAUUGCAAAGCUGAGGAUCAGGAUGAGGGCCUUGAACAACCAGAUGACACAGCUGAAAGAUGAGAUCACUGCAAAGGAGAUUAUCAUUCACAAAGGCCAGCAGCACCACAAGCGCUUAGAGCGAGACAACGAGGCUCUCAAGGGGGAGCUGAAGCUGAUCAAGCACCAACUGGAGGAAGAACUGCAACGUGUUGAGAAUCUAAAAGUAGAACAGGACAAACUUGAGAAAAUAAUUGCUGAAAACGAAAUUGACCGAGUACAAAAGAAAAAACAAGCGGAUCAGGUGAUCAGGGAACGGGACAACCUGGGCAAGCAGCUGCUGCAGCGCAACGAAGAACGGACGCUCCUGUAUGAGAAGAUCAAGAUCCAGAUAUCGAUCAUAAGCAAGAGGGACUUCCAUCACAAUCAGCGAAUGGAAGACAUCCGCCUCCUCAAGCUGGAAAUCAAGAGGCUCAGACGUGAGAAGAACAUCCUGGACAAGACUGUGCCCAACACAGACGAGCUGAGGCGAGAGAUGUUUCACCUACAGAGGGAGUUGGACAAAGAAAGGAUCAGGACCGGCAUCCUUGAGGAGCAACUAAACCCCAUAAAUAUUCACCGAUGGAGACGACUGGAGGGCAGUGACCCCUGCAAGUACGAACUGAUCCAGAAGGUUCAUACAUUACAGAGAAGACUCAUCAAUAAGACUGAAGAGUUUGAGGAGCAGGAAUUCUUAUUACAGGAAAAGGAUAAGCUAUAUGUGGAACUGCAGCAGCUUUUGGCUCGGCAGCCGGGUCCUGAGACACUUGAACAGCUUGGGCAUUGCCAGAGGACAUUAAGGGAAAGGACCAAAAAGCUUAUGGCAUUGACAGCAGAGGUGAGAGUGCUGGAUGCAAAGAUGAAUGAGUACAAAAGUGAAAAUCAAAGGUUGAUCACUGAGCUCGCAGACAUGAAGAAGAAGUACUUCAGUCAGAAAAAGCUACAAAGUGAGAAGGCCAACAGCAAAGUGGAACACUUGGUGCUGCCUCAGUUGAUCAACAAGCCACACUUCACAGGAGGAGGCUUCAAGUUUGAUGAAAUCUUCAGAUGAUAAUGGAUGUUUUUCACAAUACGCUGUCAGAAUUUUUACCCCCACCUGUCAUGUUUUUUAAAUGAAUAAUAUAAAAUAAAUAUGAAUAUUUGUCCAUUGAACUGUGUUAUAAAUGUGUUUUCUGUAUGAUUCCAAGUCAUUUUGAACAUUUUCUGAAGUAUUUGUAUUUCUGAUCAAAUACAGGGCAGAAACCAGAAACCUGAGAUGAGGCUGCAGCAAAUCUCUCCUCUCGGCUUAAGUGCGCGAG